Messenger RNA from Apaloderma vittatum (bar-tailed trogon), 717 nucleotides. RefSeq names its product haloacid dehalogenase-like hydrolase domain containing 1 (gene PUDP). The transcript is spliced from 4 exons. The annotation marks the transcript as partial. Gene Ontology annotation, molecular function: phosphatase activity. NCBI's taxonomy places the organism in Eukaryota, Metazoa, Chordata, Aves, Trogoniformes, Trogonidae. The record is from RefSeq and is a predicted model, not a curated record.
AUGUCCGACAGAGCCAACGCCAACCACCUUCAAGAUGAGCCCGCUGCUGGGCAAGGCCGAGCCAUCAGUGAUGGUGCUUAUGAUUUUGAAGUAGCCAUUAUUUGGUGCUUGCUGUUUGUUUUAAUAGAAGCUUUACUUUCAUUUAACUUCCACGUUAAGAUGAACUUGAAUGGUACUGGUUAUGAGAGUAGAUCAGCUGAAAGACUGGCUGCUCAGCUGGCUGUACAUUGUUUUAAUCUUUUUUUUUUUUUAAAUAUUAUUUUGACAGAUACCGAGCAUCUCUAUACGAAAGUGUUUGAAGAGAUCUGUGGGCGUUAUGGAAAGACAUAUACCUGGGAUGUGAAAUCUUUGGUCAUGGGUAAAAAAGCCUUAGAAGGGGCACAGAUUGUUCGAGAUGUUCUAGAUCUUCCAAUAACCAAAGAAGAGUUGUUACAUGAAAGUAUAAUAAAGCAGGAGAAGAUAUUCCCUACUGCUGAACUGAUGCCAGGGGUUGAUAAGCUGAUUCGACACUUACACAAGCACAACAUACCCAUAGCCGUUGCCACUAGCUCAGCUGAAGUGACGUUUCAGGUGAAAACAACCAGACAUAAGGAUUUCUUCGGUCUUUUUCAUCAUAUUGUGUUGGGAGAUGACCCUGAGGUGAAGUGUGGCAAGCCGCAGCCUGAUGCAUUUCUAGUUUGUGCAAAGAGAUUUCACCCUCCUGCACCUCCAGAAAAG